UUCGUUUUGUUCAUUUUCGUACGCGGAGUCAAAAAAAUUAAGUGAAAUUAAAUUAAGCUGGACGGCAAUGUCGGCUCCGAUAGCUGGCACCCACGGGCGUCCUAGAAUUAAUUCUGGUUAAGCCCCUUCUGUCCCCGGCUCCGUGACGCGCAAACGGCGGCGAAAAGUGUCCGAAACGAAACCAACCGAAUAGCAGCGACAGAGGAAGAAAAAAUAAAACAAGUUUGCGUAGACGAAAAGAAGCGUGAAAAGAAAGGGAAAUAAAAAGUGCAAUAAUGUUUAAACAAAAUCAGAAAAGCGUCAGUUUCAGGCUGUGAAUUGUGAGUGCGUGUGUGCAUGUGUGCCUGCGUGUGCCGUAAGUGUGUAGUGUGAGUGUGCGGCAACGAGUGUCUGAGUGUAAAUGAAGUGGAUCCGAGUGUUGGCCAAGCCCAAAACGAGAAUUAAUUAAAAAAGUGAAGCGCAACUGCGAAAAGUGCCACACGCAAUAGGGACGGACAGACGCCGAUCCGUGGAAUAAGGAGCAGCCGGAGCGCCAGAAAGAAGGGACCCCAACAUGACCGAGGAACUGAAGGUGGUGCUGCGCCGCAGCGAGCAGCAUUCCGGCUUCGGGUUUUCGCUGCUCGGCACCACCGGACCGCCACAUGUCAUCUACGACAUUGUCGAGAAUUCGCCGGCAGCCGAUUGCGGAGCGGUUGAGGCCGGGGAUGUCAUCCUCAAAGUCAACGGCACGGAUGUCCAUCGCUACACAACGAAGGAAGUUCUCAAAUGCCUGCGCCUGUCGGAACAGCUGGUGACCUUGGAGCUGAAGCGAGAUCCUAAGCUCAAGGCCCGGAUCAAAGAGCAGCUAGCCAACACCCAGAGUCCGCAUUAUGUGGACAUUGAGUCGCCCAACAUCUACGACUACCACAGCAGCAGCCCUCACUCCUCGCCCAACCAUCGUCCCGCCGCUGGUGCCAAGGGAACGGCAUCCACGCCCACGUCUACGCAGAGCGGACUGCGCUACAAGUCGCCCACGCACUUGCCCUCGCUGCGCCAGACCUCGUCGCCUUUGUUGGCGAGUGGAUCCACCACCACCACGACCACCGCCUCGCACACGCUCACCCACAGCCGCAACUCCUCGGCCAGCUCCACCAAGAUCAAGGUGGUGGAGACAAGCAUCACCACCUCGACGACCAGCAACAUCACGGGUAUAGUCGGUCCGACAUCGCCCACCGGAGGGGAGGCCACCUCGCCCACCUUCCGCCCCUCACGCAUUCCACAGGCGCUCAAGUGCCCAGCUUCCAAGCCCGUGCCCAUACUCCAUUCGCCCCAGAAUAAGCGGCCUCGUCCCUCGCAGAUUCCGACGAAGGCAGCAAACGGAAACGGUAACGGCAACGGGAUCGGGCAUUCCGCCCAGCUGCCGCCGCAGUCGUUGCAGCACUCCAAUAGCUACAGCGGCAGUCCGGUUACCCGGCAGCGAUUCUCCACGGAAAGAGAGCAGGAACGGGAACCAGAGCCGAACUCGGCGCCACCACAGCCGACGAAGGCGCCACGUUUUGAGGCUUAUAUGAUGACCGGUGAUCUGAUACUCAACCUGUCCCGGACACCGCAGACUAGCAAUCUCCUGCCCGCCCAGGCCAAAAAGGUGGACAGUCUACGGGACUCACCCAGUCGUCUAGUUAACCCCCGGAUCAACGGCGCUCUUGCACCGCGUGCAUCCGGCGAAUCCUCGCCCACGUCCUCCUCGUCAGUGGACUCGCCCACCAACACCAGCUCGGAUUCGGUGAAGCGUGAAGCCAAGAUCUUGCGGAAGCAACAGCAGCAACAGCAACAGCCAGAGCAACAGCAGCAGCAACGGGACAGCAUCAACAACAGCUACAACCGCAAGGAUUCGCUGACUAACGAUACACUGCUGAUGUGCGAAGAGCUGGAGCGGGACGAGGAGGCCGAGUACGGCCAGGACGAGGACAACCGGCAGCAGCGGCAGCGCCAACAGCAACAGCAGCGAUAUCGCCAGCCACAGAAUCAGCAACGCUACGAGUACUACCAAAACGAGGACGAGCUAGAGGAGCAGGAAGAGGUGGAGGAGCGCGAGGAAGACCAGACGCACUACGACAUCACCAACAUCGAAACCUAUCAGAGCGGACUGGGGCGCGGUGACGAGGACGACAGUGAUCGGCAGUGUCUGGUAGACGACGACGACGAUGAUGCCUACGAUGAUGAGGAGAAUGAUGCCGGCGAUGAGGACUACUCGACCAACUCGCUGGGUUCCGGUUCAGCCAAGCAGAGAUUACGUGCCCUCAAGCAGCGAACGGCCACCCGACAGCAGCAACGGCACCGAGACGCCGUCGACUGUGCCGUGCGCUCCGGUUCGGGAUCAUCGUCGACGACGGUUAAGAGUGAGGCAGGUGGCCUGGGCCUGGACGAAACCUCCUUCUCAGUGCCAACCUCCCCCAUCUCGUUGUCAACGCCGCUGAUCGACAAGGAGACGGCCAACUCGGUGCCCACCAGUCCGGAGCCCAGUUCUCUGGCCGGGCAGGAUUCAGGCAGUGGCGCCGGUGCCGGUGCCGGAGCGGUAGUAGUGCGCCGGCACAAUGGACAUGUGGUGCGGAAAUGUGAUGCCGCCGGUUUCCGCACCAGCAAAUCCGAGGAUCAUUUGCAGCAGAUCCAGCGGGAAGGCAUCGCAGCCGUGAUACCCAUCGACAUCGAUGAGGAUGUGAAUAGUUCGCUGAACACGCUGCUGGACACGCGCCAGGACUCGGAGGACUCGCAGGCAUCGGAUCGUGAUCGCAUCGUGUGGACCUAUAAUGCGCCUUUGCAGCCACAUCAAUUGGCGGCCCUACAGCGACAGCAGCAGGUUCAGGAGCAGGAGUUCCAGCAGCACCAACAGCAGCUCCAGCAGCAACACCAGCAGCAUCUCCAGCAGCAGCAGCAACAACUCCAGCAACAGCAACAACAGCAGCAGCAGCAGCAGACAUUCUACGGUCAGCAAUCGCAUUCAAAUUCACAUUCAAGUUCCAUUAGUUCGUCGCCCCAGCAUUCGGCUGUGGGUAGUCCGGCAUCGCCUACAUCGGUGUCCUCUUCGGUGAUGUCCUCGUCUGGCUCUAAGGGCGCCCUGGGCCUGGGUAGCAGCAGCAACGGUCCCACAUCCGCGCAGCAACAACAGCAGCGGGAACAGGGCGGUCACAUCGCGCAGCCGCCCGGCGGGAUGCCCGGUCUGCUUAGCUGCCCAGGCGUAAACAACGGUGGCAAUGGCGGUGCUGGUGGUGGUGGUUGUGUAACUGGUGGUGGUGGCAACAACGAUCAGAGCGUCUCAGAGGCCAUUUCGAAUAUUUCUAGUCCCGACUACCAAGACGACGAUAAUUUAUUGAGUUCUCGCGAUAUUCUAGGCGGCAUGGUACUUAGCGAUCCCAGUGACUCGGACUCCACCAUUCUCGUUUCGGACGCAGCCGCGCUGCAGCGCCAGCAGCUGAAGCAGCAGCUGCGUGCCCAGCAGCAGCAGCAGCGCGAGAGGGAGCGGGAGAGGGAUCGCGACCGGGAACAGUCUGAGCACAAGGUGGUCAUCCAAGUGCGUGGCCUGGACAGCAACAGCAGUAGCUGCGGCAACAACGGCCGCUCUGAGGAGGAUGUGAUCACGUUGACGGACGAACCGCUCGGCACGACGGGCAUUGGACUGCGGGACGGAUCUCCGCCCGUCUCCGACGAUGGUAGUGAUGUGGAGUCGCUCCACUCGUAUCAUUACUCACCCAAGGCCGUCGACAUGCCCUCGGCCAUUCGUUUGGCCAAAAGACUGCACUCCCUCGACGGUUUCAAGAAGAGCGACGUGUCCCGACACCUCAGCAAAAACAACGACUUUAGCCGGGCGGUGGCCGAUGAGUAUCUGAAAUACUUCACCUUCGAGAAGAAGUCGCUGGACCAAGCGUUGCGCGAGUUCCUGCAACAAUUCUCGCUCUCCGGCGAGACACAGGAACGGGAACGGGUGCUGGUGCACUUCUCCAAGCGCUUCCUCGACUGCAAUCCGGGCACCUUUAACUCACAGGACGCCGUGCACACGCUCACCUGUGCCAUAAUGCUGUUAAAUACGGACCUGCACGGUGCCAACAUCAAUCGCAAGAUGAGCUGUGCGGAGUUUGUUGACAAUCUGGCUGAUCUCAACGAUGGCGAGAACUUCCCCAAGGAUGUGCUCAAGUUUCUAUAUCAGGCCAUCAAGACCAAGCCGCUGGAAUGGGCACUCGAUGAGGAUGCAGCUGAACUGCAGCAACAACAGAGAUCCAACAACAGUGCUCAGGGCAAUGUGGGACAGAAUCCCUUCCUUGAUCCGCCCGAACUGGCUACGGCUGUGGAAUACAAAAAGGGUUAUGUGAUGCGUAAAUGCUGCUACGACAGCAGCUCCAAGAAGACUCCCUUUGGAAAACGCUCCUGGAAGAUGUUCUACUGCACGCUGCGUGAUCUUGUGUUGUAUCUGCACAAAGACGAGCACGGUUUUCGCAAGAGUCAAAUGUCCGACAAUCUGCACAAUGCAAUACGCAUACAUCACGCACUGGCCACCAAGGCCAACGACUAUACCAAGAAGCAACAUGUGUUCCGUCUUCAGACGGCCGAUCAGGCCGAAUAUCUGUUCCAGACCAGCGACUCCAAGGAGCUCCAGUCGUGGGUGGAGACCAUCAAUUACGUGUGCGCGGCAAUUUCGGCGCCACCUCUCGAAGGCGGUGUGGGUAGCCAAAAGAGAUUCCAGCGUCCUCUUCUGCCCAGCAAACAGUCCAAGCUGAUGCUGAAGGAGCAGCUAGAGUCGCAUGAGCUGCAGUUGGCCCAGCUGGAGCAGGAGCUUAACGAGCACAAGAAGGGUCCGAUUCCCAGCAAGGGACUGCCUCUGCAGAAUUAUAAGGAGAAGGAGAGCUACUUGCAGUACGAGAUUCGUCGUUACCGCACCUACGUGAGCAUAUUAAGCGCCAAGCUGCUGGCGGACCAGCAACAGCUGGAGCUGCAGGCCCAACAGCCGGCACAGGCGGCGGCGAACGACGAAGAGGCCGACACAUUCCCAGUGGGCAACACCACCGCAUGCCCGCCUUCCACGCCGCAAAGUAUUAGCCUGCAGCAGCCGAAGGAGCAGCAACAGCAGCAGCAGGCACCGCCAACGAACAGAGCUCCCCGGAUCUCGGGGUCGACCAAUAUCUGUUGGCAUUACCUGCUCCGGGACUCGCUUUGCUGUUGUGUUUUGUUGUGUUGCUGGCAUUACUGUACUAUUUCCACCAUUAUGAUCUAAUUAAUGUGUUUCCCCAUCUCUGUGUAAAUAUAUAUUUCGUGAGUGUUGUUGUUCCUUUCGUUUCAUUCCCACAGAUGUAAAAUAUUUAUUUUGAAUAGUUUUAACUACAAUAAUUACGUAUAACAAACAAUAACUGAAUCCCAGACUAAGUGUUGCGCGUAGGCAAUUAAAACCACGAGGAGACGAAGACCAGAUCAGAUCCCUAAUGUAAUUAGUUCUUGGUUUUAUUUUGGAAGCAACCAACCACACCCACACCACAUGCUGUGAAAACUCAAUGAACAAUUCGUAAAUGAUAAUUAGGAACUUAGUUAGAAGCUAACAAAAGCAUUCGGUUCAAGAUUUGAAUAGAACCGUAGAACUAUAGACAAACUGUUUUUUGUAGCACUUGUAGCUGACCGAAGUUUUGGCGUUACAAUAUAUACAUAUAUAUAUAUAUAUAUUUAUAAAUGAAAUUGAGCGAAGAAAUAUGUAGAAAAACACGAAAUGUGGUUCAUUAUCAGUAGCAGUCGUUUAGCGUUUAAACCUAAGCUAAAAGCAUUCUAAGUAAAAAUACUUACCAGACACAUUCUCACCUACCAAAUAGCAUUAAACAAUUUGUACAACUCCGCACACACCCCGCAGAAAAUAUCAUCAUCCCACACUCACCUUAACCGAUGGUUAUGAGCACACAAGAACACACAUCACAACAACACCACAUGAGACUCAUGCUAACCCGGCGACGGACCCUAGGUGGACCACAAACCAGUUGCUGUUACUCGUUGCCCCCGUUGCAUUUCGUUACCCCGUUCAAUUGCGUUCAACUCACACCCGUUCAAAAGCAAAAUCCAAAUGGAAGAAUUCUUCAAUCUUACAGAUGGCUCGAUGUCUUCUGCUGCUGCUGCAGCAGCCCCCUCUGGCGGCGCUUGCUCUAUUCGAAAAGCCAUUAGCCAGCUUAGUCUCAUGCCAAGAUUUAUGCUCCAUAGCAACAACAGCAUAAGCAACAGUCACAGCACAUCACACGAAGCACGCAGGAGGCUAGCGUCGCUACAAGAGAGGUUCUCCCUGUAAAUGCCCCGACCCGACCCGACCGUACCCUGUCUUGAAUGUGAGCAGGCUAAUGCCAAAAUACCCAAUGUUUAACUCGUUAACUCUCCAGUGUCCAGCUUGGCUUAGUGCGAAUCUAUAUAUACUAUAUACGAAUUUCACCCAUCAAUGACUUAUGUUUUGUAUCAAAUCACAAAUGCUAAUCCCGCUUACCUUUACGUUCGUUCUACACUUGCAGAAAAGAGAAGAAAAAGAAAUAAUUUCGUUUCGUUUCGCUCUUGAUUUCGAUCAUUUCCAACUCGCAUACCACCAACCAACACACAAACACACUUCCCACACAUCCGCAUCCUGCGCAUCCUGGCCACCGGUAAGUCCAGAUCCACGUAAUCCCAAUUGCAAUUUAUCACGGAAGUCGGUAUAUCGAAAAAGACGGUAAUUAAUAUAGAUAAUUUAGAAAUUUGAACUUGAAUAUUUUUCGAUAUUUAAAUAUUUCGAUAAAUCAAAAUAUACGAUUUUUUUUCGAUAUAUCAUGUCGGACUUCCUCCAGCAUACACAUCCCGAUCAAGCAUGUAACUAUCUUUUUUGUCUUCCCUCCAGAGAAGCAGGAGCGGGCAGGCACUGCCACACGAAUGAAUCUGAAUAGAAUACUCCGAAAUGCCACACGCUGCCUCCUCCGCCGGGAGCUCAUCAACACACUCGCAUACACUCAGCACCACACACCUCCACCUCUACACACACACACACACUCGUACACUGUACGUACACUCAAGCGUUGCGGCUGUGCCGUGUCUGCCAUUGAAGUAAUUCGGAAUCUGUGCACUUCAAAUACUUUAACUUUAACUGUAACUGUAACCGUUAAGGAGCGAGUUAAGGAUCGAUCAUUUGAGAUAAUUAGACUACCAACACGAAGAACACACUCGAUAAUUAACUAUAACCGAGAAUUUGAAAUGUCUGCGAAGGAGGAACGAUUCACCUUUGAAGAUCGUUCAUCAGAAGAUAUUUGGCUGAAAGAUUUUCCCAAAUUCAAUCUCAAGGACUCAAAUUUUGGGUCUCACGAUGAUAUCGGUUUCAUCUGUUGUACGCAAUAUGCACGAUUUGAUUCGAUUUAUUUAAAUCAUAUUUUCUUCUGCUGAAUGGCUGCUGACGAAGAACGAGAAUGAAAACUGCUUAGACACACAUAGACUUAUUAUUACGAGAGUUGAUAAACAAUACUUACAUCAUUACCUAUGCUAUCAUUAUAAAUGAUAAAAAUAAAAAUUAUAAAUUAUUGAA
Drosophila serrata is the source of this 7537-nucleotide messenger RNA. RefSeq names its product Exchange factor for Arf 6 (gene Efa6). The record is from RefSeq and is a predicted model, not a curated record. Gene Ontology annotation, biological process: regulation of ARF protein signal transduction. NCBI's taxonomy places the organism in Eukaryota, Metazoa, Arthropoda, Insecta, Diptera, Drosophilidae. Gene Ontology annotation, molecular function: guanyl-nucleotide exchange factor activity; protein binding; phospholipid binding.